ACAGUACCCAGACGGCACUGCUCUAGCCUACAGUACACUCUGCUGCUUAUCCGGGGAUGUCACACCGCUGCUAUUUUCUCCCCUCAGUCUCUCUCACUCUCAGCCUACAGCUCAAGCGGACUGACACGGGGAUUUGGAUAGAAAGACACGAACAAUAAGAUACAAAACAGAGGCCAAAAUGGCAGAGCUUGGAGCGGGAAGCCUGCCGUUAGGGGAUCCUGCUUUUAAUUACCAGGAACACGAGCUAAACGAGAGGCUGAAGCGGCUCUACCCGGCUGUGAACGAAGAAGAGACCCCUUUACCCCGAUCCUGGAGCCCCAAGGAUAAAUACAGCUACAUUGGGCUGUCACAGAACAACCUGCGGGUCCAUUACAAAGGUCACGGUAAGAACCACAAGGACGCAGCAUCAGUUCGAGCAACACAACCAAUCCCUGCUGCCUGUGGGAUCUACUACUUUGAAGUCAAGAUUGUCAGCAAAGGUCGAGAUGGGUACAUGGGCAUCGGCCUGUCGGCACAGGGAGUCAACAUGAACAGACUGCCUGGAUGGGACAAGCACUCAUACGGUUACCACGGAGAUGACGGCCACUCCUUUUGGCUCCUCCGGGACCGGCCACCGUACGGCCCGACGUUCACCACAGGCGACGUGAUUGGCUGCUGCGUUAACCUCAUCAACAACACAUGCUUUUACACCAAAAAUGGCAUCAGUUUAGGUGUAGCCUUCACAGACCUCCCUCCCAACCUGUACCCCACUGUGGGGCUCCAAACUCCGGGUGAGAUCGUAGACGCAAACUUUGGCCAGCAGCCGUUUGUCUACGACAUCGAGGACUACAUGAGUGAAUGGCGGGCGAAGAUCCAUGGCAUGAUCGCUCGCUUCCCCAUAGGAGAGAGGCUGGGGGAGUGGCAGGCUGUCCUGCAGAAUAUGGUGUCUAGUUACCUGGUGCAUCAUGGGUACUGUGCCACCGCAACAGCCUUUGCCAGAGCCACAGAGACCCUGAUACAAGAGGACCAGACAUCUAUAAAGAACAGACAGAGAAUACAGAAGCUGGUGCUGGCAGGACGGGUGGGCGAAGCCAUAGAGGCUACUCAGCAGCUUUAUCCAGGCCUGUUAGAACACAACCCUAACCUACUCUUCAUGUUGAAGUGUCGCCAGUUUGUGGAGAUGGUGAACGGUACAGACGGCGAGGUCCGCUGCUUGCCCAUCCGCUCCCCAAAGUCCCAGGACAGUUACCCCGGCUCCCCCAGCCUCAGCCCCCACCACGGAGCCAGCAACACACACCUAAACACCGGAGGAUCAGACAGCCCAACCUGCAGUAAUGGAGUGACCCCCCCCAACAAGUCAAAGAGCCACAGUGGCACCGGCAACAGCAGUGUCAAAUACCCCAGCUUGUCCUCCUCCACCUCCUCUUCCUCCUCCUCCUCCUCCCCUUCCUCCGUCAACUACUCUGAGUCCAACUCCUCCGACUCCACCAAGAGCCAGCCGCACAGCGCCAACAGCACCCAGGAAACCAGUGACAGCGAGAUGGAGAUUGAAGCAGAGCACUAUACCAACGGAGUUGUUGAGGGCUCCUCAGCGCGGAUCAUGAAUGGCACAUACAAACACGAAGAGAUCCUUCAGCCAGACGACAACAGCAUUGGCAAUGGGGUCACAGCAGAUGAUGGUUGCAGUAAUGGCCGACAGCUCUGUGGAGGGAACCAGGCCGCCACAGAGAGGAUGAUCCAGUUUGGACGGGAGCUACAGUCGCUCAACGAACAGCUGUGUCGCGAGUAUGGCAAGAACACCACACACAAGAAGAUGUUACAGGAUGCAUUCAGCCUGCUAGCGUACUCGGACCCCUGGAGCUGCCCGGUGGGCCAGCAGUUAGACCCCACCCAGAGAGAAACCCUCUGCUCCGCACUCAACAGCGCCAUACUGGAGUCCCAAAACCUGCCUAAGCAGCCUCCACUGAUGUUAGCACUCGGCCAAGCCACAGAGUGUGUUCAGCUCAUGGCCAGAGUCCGCUCUGGCUCCUGCUCAUUCGCCAGAGUAGACAACUUUUUGCACUAGCCCAGGUCCAGGUUAAUGUUAAGUAGCACUGAGAGAAGGCAUGUCCUGCAGGUAGUUGUCAUGGCGACGGAGGAGAGAGCAUGCGUGUGAUUGGUGUGUUUGGCUGUCCAUCAGACCAAGCCAGCGGCACCGACAGAGGAGAGGCGAGCAGGAGAGAAGAAGGCUUCCUUUUAAUUUAGUAUUAUCAAAUAAACAAAUGUGUGACACUAUUUAAAGAUAAUUAAUUAUUAUUCUGUUUAUCUAGCCAUUUUUAUAGUUCUUUUUUGUCAGAUUGUUGUGCUCAUCCUCGACAAAACAAAUUGUUAAUCCCCUUUUUCAUUUUUCUUCUGUUUUAUCGGGUGGAUUUUGAUUUCCUACGGUCAGUAUUUUAUUCAAUUUUGUGUUGUUCACCAUAUCACAAACCACAAUACACACAUCUCGUUACUGCGGUAACCCCCACAAUUGUAGGUCAACAGUUCCUGAGGCAUAUUAACCUCAUCUUUGAUACAGAAGACAGACGCUGAACCCUUUAUCCUUCCAAAAUACUUGAAGCAAUUAUGUCUUGUAUUACAUCCAGCAGUAGCCAGCCUGAAAACACAUUUGAUUGUGUGGAGAUGCUGAAAGAAAAAAGAAAUAGACUGAUGUAUGACACACGUGGGCCCCUCAAUUAUUCCAGAGGUUCCAAAAGAAUGGCUUGCAUCCUGUGUCAAAAAACUGAAUUGAAGGACCUCUGUAGAGAAGAACACUGCCAGUAACAAGGGGGAGCAUUUUAAGGACGGGAUUACAUUGGAAUAUUAGAGGUGUUGAAGCCUUAAUUUGACUGUAACGACCAGAGCAUCGACCAAUCAGUGAUGUGGUUGCAGGUGGCGGAGCUCAGCUGCAGCUACAACACCUGCUCAAGAUCCAAUGUAACACUAUUAUCAGGUUCGCCUUCAUGCCAGCAGAAAGAAAAUCAGGUUCAAAAGUAGACUAAAGCGCAGGGUGUGGACGGCUAAAACUCAAGUCCCCCCCCCAGGAUUUUCAUUACAAUAUUCUUAUUUUCUUUUUAUUUUCUUUGGUUGGCCUCCACCUGACCUGCUCUGUACAUGUGCUGUAGCAAUUAUAGUUUAAAAACAAAGAGGAAAAAUAAUUUGCCAAAUUCAUUUUAGGGUGAUAAUUGGGAUAAUUAAGUAAUUUAAUUUAUUUAAUUAGGGUGAUUGAGUGGAAACCUCUCAAAGGUUGUUUAAGGUGUUGAACCAAUCAUUUUGUUCACACAGAAACCUCCAUUUCUCUAUCAACCAUAAGUUUAAAGUGAUUAUGCCUUGCCUAUUACUGGACAGGCGGUAAGUUCAUUUAUGAAGCCCAAAGGUGUGUCCAAGAGUGCCUCCCAGUACAUUAACUUGAUACAAAGAUGAUGAAGAAAGAUCCAGAUUGUUCCAAUAUCCUCCUGUUUUGGAGUCGGUUCAGUUAUAAAAAAGAAAUGAUUUAGCCCCCAACAACAGCUUUCAGCAAAUGUGUUUAGUGCCCAAACGUUUUUGAUAUUAUAUGAUACAAGACAUUGUGAAAUUGGCCAAUUAGCUACUGUAAAACUAUGUGGCUGUUUGCUAACUCCCAAGCCAGAAACUCUUUUUGGUUCAACCAACUAUUUGUUGCUGCUUAUGAACACAAUCCAGAGUAACACAGCUGUCUUUCUUUUUAGCUUCAACAGGGCAACUUAAGCUACCUAGCUAGCUGGGCUUUGAAUGACCUCGUAUGAUUAUUCAUAAUAGCAAAUGUUAGCUGCAGCAGCUAAUUCUGACUUAAGUAGUUAAUUGAUUCUGGAAAUGUUUCUCAGAGAAAGGAGCACCACUGUUAUGUGCAAAAACACACAUUCUUUGCUGUUGCUAGCUAGCUGCUGUUGGGCCUAAGAUUGUUUUUUUUUUGGGAGUGGAAGGCGCUUAAAUGCAUCAAUUCAGAAGGAAGCUGAAAACGGGUACAUUCAGACCGACAGUAAGAGAUACUUACACACAUAUUUUGAACAUUUUUGUGAAAAUAAAAGCAGGUACACUUGUUUAAGUAGGAACCCAAAUUACAAGUGUAAACCUUUUUGAAUGAUCUCCCAGCUUAUCGGCUCUUGUAUAUUUGGUCACAAGAUUGUUUAUUUCACUAUGUCUUGUUUACUUAUCCAAUAUUGAAGUUUAAUAUUAUUCAUUUUCAAAUGUUAUCAUUAUCAUCAGUUUCUGUCUCUGUAUCCGAAAAGAUGAUUGUUUAUUGCACAAUGAAACAAAUUGGACUCAACUACACCUUAUUUCCAGUCCAAUAACUGGGCUUUGGUAACAAAGCUUUUGUUUCAUCCCUCAGCUUUAUUUGAAAUAUUUUCAUUCUUUUGUUUUUACAUCAGACUUUUCUACCAAAUAGAAAUGAUUUCAUGUUCUGUCUGACUAGUGGCAAACUGUCACUUUGGCUGCUUUGUUGUGACCUCGCAAAUGGCUUGUGGAUCCACCCUGAAGUGUAUAUUUCCAUUUAUAAGAGAAUAGAGAAACAUGGAAUAAUAUAAUACCGGAGAUGUGUGUAUGCAAUGUGGGGUUUACAACAGGGUAUGUGGUCAUCUUUUUUCCGAGCUGGUUUUUAUUAAGACUUUCAGAUAUAAUAGGAACUAUUCUAAUAACCUCACAUGCAGUACUCACAAUAUCUACAGCUGUAAAGGACUUAUGUUACAUGCACACACACACACACACACACACACACACACACACACACACACACACACACACACACACACACACACACACACGUGAAAGACAAACCUCUGUUGCAUACCUGUAGGGAACAAGUCUCCCACUUGUCCUUUGUGUUUGAGCCUGGGCUGCGUCUCAGCACUGUUACCAUGCACCCUUCCUCUUAUCCCUGCAGACAUAGCCACUGAUGUGAUCAGUGAUUGUUUUUAAGAAAUGGAGGAAUGUGAACAGUUUUGGAAAUGGGCCUGAGGCCCCUGAAGCCACACGGACUUCUUCAGGAGUAGCCGGAGAAAUGGAUUUAGGCAUUGCAGACGAGCUGUCCACAAUUGACUUCUAUCAUGAUUUAAAUUUCAUAUUUUGACUUUGAGUUUUAGCAAAAAAACAACAAAAAAACUAUUGUGAAAUGAGUUACCCUCUAUUUAGCAUGACUUUUAAAACGAUAUAAAAAAAAGGAAAAAUUAUAAUUGAAAAAAAAAACCUAUGUACUGGAAACAUGUUAAAAAAGAAAUAUUGUAUUCUGUUUAAUUUUGACAGAAUUAUUUUUAUUAAAACACAUCCAUAAGCA
Molecule: messenger RNA, 5284 nt
Organism: Gymnodraco acuticeps
Lineage: Eukaryota; Metazoa; Chordata; Actinopteri; Perciformes; Bathydraconidae
Gene: ranbp10
Product: RAN binding protein 10
Biological process (GO): cytoskeleton organization; cell surface receptor signaling pathway
Cellular component (GO): cytoplasm
Molecular function (GO): protein binding
Source: RefSeq, a predicted model, not a curated record